AUGAGCGUCGUACGACCAGCACGAUGUCUGCUUUCGCGGCGCUUUGCCGCGACGGGCCAACCGGCAGCAGGCGCAACACCGAGAUGCCAUGCCGCCCCUUUCCACAGCUCGACACAGCUUUCCGCGAAACAUAAGUCGCGCUUCAAGAGCAUACGAGCCGAGGAGAUGGGACUGGUGACGCCGGAGAAGGUCGAGGAGUACAGCAAGAAGAUGUUUCCCAAGUACACGCCGGAGGAGAUGGAUAUCCUGAGGGAGAGGUACACACCGGAGCAGAUGGUAGCCCUCGAGGCGGGUGAGGCGGCCGUCGACCCGAAGGACCUGACGAUACAAGGCCGGAUACGCAAAGACCCCUACAGGCUACCGUACCUGGACGACUUCAGCAAGAUCCAACCCAUCAUCGACAAGCGGCCCAAUACUCUGCCACCACCCGACCCGAACGGAAGGUUCAUGACGCAGGAGGAGCACGCCGACGACCUGACCAAGCUGCUCGAGAACCUGAUACCGAAGGACGUCAACUUCGAAAACAUGUCGGAGCAGGAGAUAGAGAAAAUACUGAACGAGCGCGUCAACUUGUCAAUGGAACAGGCCAAGUACUGGAACGAUCCGACGACCAUGACCGACAAGAAGCCGUCCAACACGGCCCUGGCGCCGGGGCUGGGCAAGAAGCUAGCCGGCGUCGAGGGCAUGUACAAGCCGCCGAUCGACCCGGCCGACGAAGGGCUGGACGACCAGGGCCUGUACCAGGACCUGAAGCGGCGGACGGGCCUGAGCGUCCGCGACAUCCUCAGCAUCUCGACCAAGAUCCUGGUCAUCCGCAACGUCGACAACCAGACGCGUCUGGGCAAGAUCCGGAGCAUGUGGGUUCUGGCCAUCGCCGGCAACGGCAACGGCCGCCUCGGCGUCGGCGAGGCCAAGUCGGUCGAGCCUGCCGUCGCGCAGAUGAAGGCCAAACUGCUAGCCAUCCAGAACAUGCAGCCCAUACGCAGGUACGAGGACCGGACCAUCUUCGGCUCCGUGACGGCGAAGGUCGGCGCCACCAUCGUGAAGAUCGACUCGCGUCCACCCGGCUUCGGUCUCCGCGCCUCCCACCGGCUCUUCGAGAUCUUCCGCAGCGUCGGCAUCCACGACAUCGCCGCCAAGAUGCCGCGCGCCCGAAACCCCAUGAACUCGGUCAAGGCCUGCCUGCAGGCCUUGACCAGCCAGAAAGACCCCAAUGAGCUCGCCAUCGGCCGUGGCAAGAAGCUGGUGGAUGUACGUAAGGUGUACUACGGCGGCAACGUGUAUUAA
Messenger RNA from Anthostomella pinea, 1287 nucleotides. The record is from the annotation of a GenBank genome assembly. Lineage: Eukaryota; Fungi; Ascomycota; Sordariomycetes; Xylariales; Xylariaceae.